This is a messenger RNA of Amphiprion ocellaris (clown anemonefish), 4957 nucleotides long. RefSeq names its product family with sequence similarity 222 member Ba (gene fam222ba). Bases 1174 to 2967 code for a protein of 597 amino acids. The record is from RefSeq and is a predicted model, not a curated record. The transcript is spliced from 3 exons. NCBI's taxonomy places the organism in Eukaryota, Metazoa, Chordata, Actinopteri, Pomacentridae.
AGGCAACAAUGGGACUGUGUAUAUUUCAGACUGGCUGGCUAGGUUAGCUAGCCAGGAGCCUGGGCAGUCAGCUGGCACCGCUGACUGGUAACAUGCAGGGUUAUAGCUACUGUACGCUUCCCUUGUGUUGUCUCUAUAUUUACUGUAAAACAUCUACCUACGGCUUAAUUGUCUUUUAUAAACCUCUAUAUUUUAUUUUAGCACUAAAGAAGCCAAAAAAAAUCGCGUUUGAAGGAGGUGUUAACUGAGCGAAACUGGAAUUGUGUUGUGGUGCUUGUUAGCUAGUUGUGUUCUGCAGUGUGACAACAACCAGCGAGGAUUAAACUGAGCUCCAUUUACCUGGCACAUAAUUAUCAUGAUUUCCAUCUUCCUGAUGCAGGUAGGCUAGUGGCACCUCUCAAGAGAAAUUACAAGUUGUUUUCCUGGUUGAAGCCAGCUGAGGAUGAAGUUGGAAGUGCGGUUAUUUUAUACUAUUUGCAGCUUUCAAAGUAUGCUAUAGCUGUCGUUAAGUUGUCUCCCGCUGCUCGUAUCUGACAGUUAUUAGGACAUGCGUGCAUACAUCCAAAAUUAGAGUGACAGUCGUCUUCACUCCAUGUACAGAUGUGCGUCUUCCUGGCUCCCCAGCGUGUCUGCAAAUAGCGCCUCUUAAUACAGAGACAGGGCAAAGUGUUUCCACCUGCAAAAGCAAGUGUUAAAGGUGAUAACAAAAGGUUGACGUCACCGGGCUCAUCCUGCUCCUGCCGCACAACCCCGACCACUGAGGAGGUGGAGGAGGAGUGCAGGAGUUUCACAGCAGGAGAGCAGCUUUUUGCCAUAACGCCUAAUGGUUCGUGUCUGGAAGGAAAAGGUCUAUCUGUGAUCAAAUUUCGGGUAUCCUGAGGGCGCACUUAACUAAUGGGAUCCUAUCGAUGUUUCUCCCCCUCCAAGCCUGAUCUUUACACGGCGGAAUGUUAAUGUUGCCACAGCCUGUCCGUGUUGUCUUUGGCUGCUCUGUGUCUGGCUUUAUUGUUGUAAUCGCUCUAUAAUGCCAUGGAGCUUGACGGAUUUUAUUAAAAAGCAUACCGCAGUGAAGCAACUCUUCUGUGACUGGCCGGACUAUGGAAGUUAUCGGGUUUACUCUGUGCAUGUGUGAGGAGAAGUGUGUGUCCCAUGUUGCAUUAGUGUCUGUGUGAAAUGCUGGCCUGUCUGCCAGGGCCAGGUGACCUCCCCCUCCAGCUUCUCCCCCACACGCAGAUGAACACUGGACUUCAGAAAUGGGACACCACACAAAGGAUGAGAUCUGCUCCGUUUCCAACCCCUGCAGAAUUGGACGCAUAUGCUAAGAAGGUUGCCAACAACCCCCUCUCCAUCAAGAUCUUCCCCAACAGUGUCAAGGUCCCCCAGCGAAACCACGUACGCCGUACAGUGAACGGGCUGGAUACGUCAGGCCAGCGCUACAGCCCCUACCCUGCGUCUCAGGCCAGUGCCAAGACAGGCCUCCUCGCCAUCGUCAAGGUGCCCACAGUCAAAGGCAUCCUCAAAGAUUUUGACGGCAGCCGGGCUCGGUUGCACCCUGAAGUCAUCAUGAACCCUCCCACUGGACCCUAUCAAGUGGCUUCAACCAGCACUUUAAACCACCACCCACCUCUGCCGAACCUCCCGCGGCCCCAGCAGAGCUUACCCCUUCAACCGCAGGACCCACCUCAGACUCUGCAGAUGCCACUUCCUCAGCAGCAGGCUCACACUCAGAGUCUCAGACACCCUCCCCCUAUGGCCCAGCACCCUCAGGGCCCACCCAGACUCCAGACUUUGUCUCAGCACCCAGCCCUUGGCCACCCACAGGGGCCUCCUACUGUCAUGCUUCAGCAGCAGCACCUUCAGCAGCAGCCACCACCUGGCCUGCAGGGGAGCAGAAAGCUGCCAGAUGGCGACGCUCCGCCUAACGUUACUGUCUCUACCUCAACCAUUCCGCUCUCCAUGGCCGCUGGGCUGCACCAGGGCCGCCAGGCUGAUCUGAGCACCAUCGUGCAUCAGAUCAACCAGUUCUGCCAAGCUCGGGCCCAAGGUGCAGGAGCCACCUCCAUGUGCGAGGGCCAGAUCGCCAACCCCAGCCCCAUCAGUCGCAACCUGCUUAUCAGCGCCUGCUCCCGGGUGUCCAUGCACAGUAACCCUGCUACCCCUGGCUUCCCCCCACCCAACUGCAUUAUUGGCGCUCAAGAGAAAGUCACAGCCCCAGUGGGAGCCCACCCUCCACCCAGUGUGGCUGCUAUGAACCACUUGCCUUCCAACCACGCUGAUCUCAAGCAGCAGCACCACCUGCAGCAGCAUCUGCAUCCACAACAAAAUCAGCAGCAACAACAGCUACAACACAACACACAGCAGCAGAAGAUGCACUCUUGGAAUCAGCAUCAGUUGGCUCAUGUGCCCCACAUUCAGAACGGUGGGACCCACCUCUGCAAGCAGCCUUCCAGGGACCCCACCUUCCAUUUUAAGGGCAUGGGCUACCCUGCAGAGGUGUGUGUGGGUCAGCCUUACUCACUGAAACCUCCGGUAGAGAGGCCCACCCCCUCCCCACCUGUCAACAACAACGGUAUGCCCGGCCCCAUGGCCCACUACACUAACGGUCACUACUUCCAGUCCCACAUUUGGAACAGCAGCAUCCUUCCCACACCCAACAGUGACAGCUCCGGGUCUCAGGACGUAGCCAUGCCAUUCCACAGUGCAGGCCCAGGAGGGUGUACCACACUAGACUGUGGCCCCCCUGGGGCUCCCCAUUACAGGCUAGGAACCAGCUCCUCCACCUCUUCCUCCGCCCAGACUAAUCUGAUGCAAACGUCAGAUUACUUGGGUGGGGACUUCCAGACGCCCUAUUUCCGCGAUCAGAAUCUAGGGUUGAUGGGCAAGAUGCACAGGCCUCCUCUGAGCAGGGUAGGUCCAGAGGUUGGAGAUGGCAGAACCGCUCUCAUCCAGCACCCAGGGUACAGAUAAGCUAUGGCCUUGUCUCCACAACUGUUAUCAACCCCUUUUGUUUAGUCUUAAGAAAGGAAACACGUGAAUAAAACUCAAUUGAUAACUUAAAUGACCGCUGAUGUUAAAGAGGGUAAAUUAAUAUAUUUAAUGAAGAACAGUAGUUAUUUUGUUUGUUUAAUCUUGCAAGUGAUCAAUUGCUACGUUUAGUUUUGUUGCUUUUACCUGGCACUUCUGGUAACUUUUUCAUGUAUGUGUGCGUAAACAUCUGCACUGUUCAUUCCCUGCUUCAUCCUCGAUCGUACUCGUCAAUUCUGUGUGCCUGGAUCUUAACAGAUCCUGUGUUAUUUCUACUACAGACCUGUUAGUAAAGUUUUCUUAUGCAUGUAAGAAAGAAGAAAAACAGAUUCCUCACUGAAAAAUGGCAAUGUCUACUGAUGGAUUUUUUUUUAUUUUACUUUAUUUUUUACAGGAUUAUGUCAGGAAUUUUUGGCUCCGACUAGUUUUAAUAGACUAAUUUCUUGGUGUCAACGCUUCAAGAUUAAAUACAAUCACUUCUGGAUAGAAGAGGAGAGUAUGAUCUUGUUUCAGUGCAAAGCCAUCGGACACUGGAAAGUAGAAAACACAGCUGGAAGCGUUUGCAGUAAUGCACAUGUACACAGAGGUUUUAUUCUUUUUAAAUGUAAUUAUUUAUUUGUAUGAUAGGACUAUUCAAGAUUAAUUCCUCUUGGUCAGUUAAGGAAGCACGUAAUCAGGUCGUUUGUACAUAGUAAAGGUCCAGCAGGGAGCAAAUGUGUAGAAAAGGUGAAGCUCUGUCCCGCAUAAAAUGCUGCAAUGAAUUCAGGUGUUAAAAAAAUGACUCAGUGCCACAGUUGGCAACAAGAUUGUGAAAUGUUUAGGGCAGAAAAAGUCAAGAAAGAUUAGCUCUCCUACCUUAAAAUGGCCAAAGUCAGGUUAACAAGGACACACUCUUAUGAAGUUGUGCCAUUUUUCUGUUUGUGUCCUUUUCUGAUCCUUUGUGUAUCCAUGACAAAUGUAAUACUUGAAUGUUGAGAUUGUUUUGCAGGUAUUGAAAGGGAUAGGUUAGUCAUGAGGACAAAACUCUGGAGUAGAAGAAAUAAGCGUUAAUGAUGUCACGUAGAGCUGAACUACAAGCCUAGCCAGAGUUUUGCUCCUCACAACAGGAACUUCAGUGAAUUGUGUGUAGUUGCUACUGAAUCUGAUGUGAAGUUUGCUCGAAAAGACCAAAUUGAUCACUUGCAAGAUCUCUCGAAGGUAAACGGAACUGACUUUUAAGUUUAAAGUGAAACAGCAAAUGCAUUGUUUAUUUUAUUGUACACUGGCUUACCUACUAGACUACUGUAACUUUAAAGUUUAAUGAUUGUGUGUGAAUGUUGCCUGCUGCUGUGGGUACAGUUAAGGAUGAGUAUGUGAGCGUUAGAGAGUGUGCGUGUUAUAACACAAUUACGCCCAUGUUUCGUUCACCUAACUCCCUAACAGCCCUUAAAAAGCCUUAAGUGUUUGGUCCUUGGACUUUCCUUUGAAAAUGAGCAUGGUUUUAAUAAAAACCCCAAAUAAUAAGGAGAAAGAAGACGGUAAGGAUACGCAGAAACAGCAAUUUCUUUUUUCUUUUGGUCUUUUUAUUUUAAUGAAGUUUUGUUGACUAGACAGAGCAAUUCCUUAGAGAUUCUUUAUUAUGGAAAGCAAGAAAAGGAGUAAUAUUUUGUAAUUAUAUAUUUUAGCAAUGUGUAGUUACUGAGCUGUAACAUUUUUUUCCAAGUCUCAAAGCUUCAGUUUGCAGUUGUGACUAUUUAUAAUACUUGAUUUGCUUGUUAUUUAAAUUUUAUUUUCUUCUUUGUUUCUUGUACUAUUGCUGUGAAAUGGAAGAAGGUCCAUAAGCCUUUCUUUUGUGUCAUUCUGUACGACAGAUAAGAGGCAAGAGCGUGAGAGUUGUGCUACUCUUUUUGUAAUAUUGUAAUAAUAAAAUAAAGUUCUAAUUUAUGCUUUGAAA